Molecule: messenger RNA, 636 nt
Organism: Mycena citricolor
Lineage: Eukaryota; Fungi; Basidiomycota; Agaricomycetes; Agaricales; Mycenaceae
Source: the annotation of a GenBank genome assembly
GCUUCAGAUUCAUACAUUUAAUGCAGACAUUGGUUCAAAGCUGGUGGCGACCCAUCAGACCUUGAGUCAGACUUUGACUUCCAUACGAAACUUGUGUCUUCCAUGAGGGAUCAAGCAUCUCCACGGUAACCCGGGACAUCUAAUGUCGCUCGCCGACAAACCAAGUCAAGUUGGUGACCGUCUCGAAGUUCUUAUCACAAUCGGCAUCGCAUAGCUGUUGCGCUUUGUCCCAGUGACCAUGCACAGACAGCUCCGCAGAGAUUCGUGUCAUCCCUGUGAAGCCGACGCGACUCGCAGAAACCUUGAUGCCUCCAAUCAGAACGUGAAGCACGAGAGUGGACGCCUGAGGGACCCAAGUCUGGAGGCUGCCGAAAAUUGGUUUGGCAAAUUCAUCCGAAGUGGCGAUUGGAUACAUAAUGCGCCUACGACCGCUCGAAGCUUUCAUUUGAAGACUAAGCGGAUAGACUCGUUCACCGCAAGUCCCUCCAUCAAGAUACAUCUGAGACAGCGAUCGAGUCUUUUGAUUUCAAGUCAUUAUAGCCUGAGGCCAGGCUAAUCAUAAGGUCUAACAUCUUCACAGAGUCUUCAAUCGCGGGUCGGUAGGUCAAGGUAAUGAGGAAGAGCAGACCAAGAGCG